ACAAAUUUUAUAUACGGUCAUGUUAUGGGUCCUAUAUCUGAUAACAAAGAAAAUACCGUAUUGAGGGGGCUAAAUGAGUUUAAAACAGAUUCUGCAAAUAGGCCUGCCCAACAAUCGUUUAUGUAUAAAUCUGAAAAUGUUAUUAGUUACAUGUGGACUGGUAGUAUGAUUCAAAAUUCGGGGUUCAGUCAGAAUAUAAUCCCACAGUUUAUAGACGAAGUAAAUGCUCACAGUAUUCCAAACACUAGGUGUAUAGGAUACACAAAUAGAGACCAUAUGAAAAGUUUUGGUAUUAUAUGAGACACUACAAAUAAUUUUGGCAAUGUUCAACGAGCUGUAAGAAACUGGAGUAAAGGUAAGCCAUAUGGAACUAAACAAUACAAUAAAGAUUGGAAAGGUAGUGUGUGUUAAUAUUCUUGUGCUAACAGAAAAAUUAUCACAAAUAAUGCUAAUGAUCAAAACGCAGGAAAUUGUGAAUACACAGAAGUCAAAUCAGGUAUGAAUUUGUCUUCAGCUACAGGAGUUAAUGGUGAAUCAUUACAAGGUUACAACCUGAACUUAGAUUUUAGGAAAUUGCAACCCGGUCAACCUGUUUGUUAUACUAUCGGUAAACUACCCAAUUUUAAACCAUCGAAAAAGAGUGACGGUUCAUGUAAGGUAUACAUAGUGAAUUCAGGAGAUUCUUGUUCUUCUAUCACUGCAAAAUAUUAUCCUGUAUCUAUCAACGACAUUUACAAUGACAAUAAACAAAACUUUUAUCGGACAGGGUGUGAUAAACUUUAAAAAGAUUAUAAUCUAUGUGUAAGUGAUGUUAAUCCACCAAAACCGACUGUAAACACUAAAGCAGAUUGUAGACCACGAUCGCCCAGCGGUGCAAAUUGCCCGUUAAAUGCCUUGCAGUGAAUUUGAGCUUGUGGUCAAAGUAAAGAAUUUUGUGACAAAUAAACAAGUUUGACCGGUACUCCAGGUACUAGUGGGUGCUUGUCUAAUUGUGGCUAUGGAUCAUUACCUUCUCCUGGAUCUUUUUUUUCUAAAAUAACAUAUUGGUUAGAUGAAAAUAGUGAAAUGGAAACAGAUUCAACUCAAUUGAAAAAUGGUCCUUUCGAUAAAGUCCAUUAUGCUUUUGUAAACAUGAAUUCAGACUUACUUGAAGAUGAUUCUUAAACAUCUGAAUCUUCAUUUUUAGCAAUCUCUGGAAAGAAAAUAGUCAGUUUCGGAGGUUGGGAUUUUAGCACUUCUCCAAGUACAUAUCCUAUUUUUAGAAACGCUGUCCAACCAAAUAAUAGAGGAAAGUUUGAGUCUUAUUUGGUUGGUUUUGUCAAAAAUUAUGGUUUAGACGGUAUGUAUUUAGAUUGGGAGUAUCCGGGGGUUCAAGAUAUACCUGGUAUACCUGCAGAUGAUAAGAAUAAUGGUAAAAAUUAUUUAGGACUUAUAAAAUUAAUAAAAAACAAAUUACCUUCAGGUAAAACUUCAUGUGUAGCUUUACCAGUUUCGUAUUGAUAUUUAAAAGGUUUUCCCGUCAAAGAAAUGCAAAGCCAUGUGGAUCAUUUUUAUUACAUGACUUAUGAUAUGCACGGGUCUUGGGAUUAUGGAAAAGCAACAACUUGGAUUAAUUAUCAUACUCAUAAACAAGAUAUAACUGAUGCUUUAAAGUUGUUCAACAAAGCAGUUGUUAGUUUUAACAAAAUAUACGGUGGAUUAGCAAAAAAUGGAAGAUCUUUUAAAUUAACAAACAAAAACUGUUAUGGUACUGGAUGUUUGUUCGCAGGACUUGGUAACUCUAGAAGCAUGACUUACACUCCAAGAGUUUCAUCCGAUUCUGAAAUUAUAGAUAUAGAUGCAUUUUCUACCAAAAAUACUAGAUGGAACGAUGAUGUUUUCGUUUGGACUUUUAUGAAAUACGAUGGUGAUUUUGUAGUUUCAUGGCCAACAGACAGAAAUAGCACGGAAAUUUAUUCGAGAGGUAGUGGUUAAGCAGGGUCAGUUUUAUGGAUAAACAAUUACUUUGAACAUUCUGAAUUCACAAAUGAUGAUGAUAAUGACUACGAUGACUAUAAAUUUAACAGUGAAGAUAUUGACUACAUAGAUAUAUACAAUUAUGUCAAUGAAGCUGGAGAUAACAUUAACAAUAUUAAAUCAGAAGGUUUGUUUGAAACAAAUAUAAAAUAUAUUUUGAAAGAAGGUAAGAGCGCUGUUAGAAAAAUAAACAAUAUUUUAAAUGAUUACGAUAAUUACAUAGAUUAUUACAAAGAGUAUACUAGAGCCAAUUAAGAUUCCGUUAUGGAACAAUAUGAAAAAUGUUUGUUUUUGGGAGUGGGAGAACGAAUUUUUUUGAAUACAAUAAAAAUGUGGUAACUACAAAACACAGAAAAAGAGACUUGGAUUUAGACGACGAAGAAACAAUUACUGAAACUAUGGAUUAUUAUAACACUUCCUCUCUCGUGUAUAUAACAUCUGCAGAUAAUUCUGCUAUUUUAAUUACAAAAAAUGGUUCAUCUUUAUAUACAAGUCCUUACACUACAGACACCCAAAUUGUCAAAAGAGGAGAUUUAGGUCAAAAUAGUCCUACUAUGUAUAGUAAUCUUGUUAAACCAGAUGACAUAAAAGAUGACGCUGUAAAAGAUUUUUAUGAGUAUUCUAAUAUGAAUUUUGCUAAAGAGACUUUUGUUCGAAGAGCUAAUAGGAAAGAUUUCACAUUGAAAACAUCUUAUGGAGGUUACAAUAAAUAUACAUUUUAUAAAACAACUAUUCUUGAUUCGCAUGUUCUAUUUACAAACGUUUUAAAAAGUGUUAACAAAAACAAUAUCACAAAUAUACAAAGUCUCAUUGAUUUUGGUCAACAAACUUUGGGACAAGAAAAUCCAAUAGACAUAUAUGAGGUUUAA
Molecule: messenger RNA, 2885 nt
Organism: Lachancea meyersii CBS 8951
Lineage: Eukaryota; Fungi; Ascomycota; Saccharomycetes; Saccharomycetales; Saccharomycetaceae
Source: the annotation of a GenBank genome assembly